Molecule: messenger RNA, 2243 nt
Organism: Oryza sativa Japonica Group (Japanese rice)
Lineage: Eukaryota; Viridiplantae; Streptophyta; Magnoliopsida; Poales; Poaceae
Product: sodium/proton antiporter 1
Biological process (GO): sodium ion transport; transmembrane transport
Cellular component (GO): membrane
Molecular function (GO): antiporter activity
Source: RefSeq, a predicted model, not a curated record
UCUUCCUCAUCCACACCACGCAGUCACGCGCACUCUCACUCACACGGAGAGAGAGAGAGAGAGAGACUAGACUAGUAGUACCAAUUAAUGGCGGCGCUCUCCUCCUGCUUACUCGCCGCCGUCCGACCUCAUCCUCCACCUCCACCUCGACCGCUCUCCCCUUCCUUCAUCCCCUCUGCCCUCCGCCACCGCCACCGCCUCAGCCAAGCGCCGCCCCUCGCCACCUCUCUCCCACGACCACGACCACCAUGGUGCCGCUUCUCCGCCUCCUCGCCGCCACCGCCACCCGACGACCCUGACGACUACGAGCUGUUGGACACGACAGGAAAUUGUGAUCCUUUAUGCUCCGUUGAUGAAGUUAGCUCACAGUAUUUUGAAGCUAACUACAAGCCAAAAAAUGAUCUUCUUAAAGCUUUAACUAUAAUAGCAACAGCUUUGGCUGGGGCAGCUGCAAUAAACCAUUCCUGGGUUGCUGAACAUCAGGACAUUGCAAUGGUGCUAGUGUUUGCUCUCGGUUAUGCAGGUAUCAUAUUUGAGGAAUCACUAGCGUUUAACAAAAGUGGAGUUGGAUUGCUCAUGGCCGUUUGCCUAUGGGUUAUCAGAAGUAUCGGGGCUCCAUCUACUGAUGUAGCAGUUCAAGAGUUGAGUCAUACAACCGCCGAAGUUAGUGAAAUAGUCUUUUUCUUGCUCGGUGCAAUGACCAUUGUUGAGAUUGUUGAUGCACAUCAAGGAUUUAAGCUAGUGACUGACAAUAUAUCUACUCGAAAUCCAAGAACUCUUCUCUGGGUGAUAGGGUUUGUAACUUUCUUCUUGAGUUCUAUCCUUGACAAUUUGACUUCCACUAUUGUGAUGGUUUCAUUGCUUCGGAAACUAGUACCUCCAUCAGAGUACAGAAAAUUGUUAGGCGCUGUUGUUGUGAUAUCUGCAAAUGCUGGGGGUGCAUGGACACCAAUUGGUGAUGUGACGACCACUAUGUUGUGGAUUCAUGGUCAGAUUACAACGUUGAACACAAUGCAGGGCUUGUUUCUUCCCUCAGUUGUUUCAUUGGCAGUUCCACUGGCUCUGAUGUCCCUCACGAGUGAAGCAAAUGGAUCUUCUCAGAAAUCUUCCAGCUUGCUGUCAUCAGAGCAGAUGGCUCCUCGAGGACAACUUGUAUUUGCUGUUGGCCUUGGAGCCUUAGUGUUUGUUCCAGUGUUUAAAGCUCUCACUGGGCUGCCACCUUUCAUGGGCAUGAUGCUUGGUCUUGCAAUUCUUUGGAUCCUGACAGAUGCGAUACAUUAUGGGGACUCUGGAAGGCAGAGAUUGAAAGUUCCACAAGCGCUGUCACGGAUUGAUACACAAGGAGUUCUAUUUUUCUUAGGAAUUCUUAUGUCAGUUGGCAGCUUGGAAUCUGCUGGCAUUUUGAGGCAGUUGGCGAACUAUCUCGAUGCCAAUAUUCCGAAUGCCGACCUUAUUGCAAGCGCUAUCGGUGUAGCAUCAGCAAUUAUAGACAAUGUUCCACUUGUUGCUGCAACAAUGGGGAUGUAUGACCUGACUUCAUUUCCUCAAGAUGCGGACUUUUGGCAGCUUAUUGCGUUCUGUGCUGGUACGGGUGGUUCUAUGCUUAUCAUUGGCUCUGCAGCAGGUGUGGCUUUCAUGGGAAUGGAAAAGGUGGAUUUCUUUUGGUAUUUCCGCAAGGUGAGUGGUUUUGCCCUUGCAGGUUAUGCAGCUGGUAUCAUCACUUAUCUAGCUGCACAAAAUCUCCCUCUAUCCCUUCCCACUUCACUAGCCGAGAUCCCAUUUAUCUCGGGGUCAUGAAAGGGUGACCAGAUUCAGGUAUGGAAAUGGACAUAUUUUAUUGUCUGGCCAGCUUAUGUAAGCAUAAUCAGGAUGUGUUGGCAAAGAAAAGAUGUCCCAUGAUUACAUGGGAUGGAAUAAACGAAAAAUAAAUAUAUGCCCUGAUCUCCAACCUCCAAGUUUCCCAACAUUGACCGGAAGGCUUUGGGGUGCUGGUGAACUAUGGUAUGCUAAGAGAGGAGCGAUUUUGAUAACACAAGCUUAGAGGCUAGAGCUGCACGCUUGUAAUUCACGAAUUCUAUUCCAUCUUGUUGAGAAGAAAAGAGGAGCUGCACCUUGUGUAAAAUUUGAAGAUCCUGAAAUCAUAUCAUCACUGGGUUUAUUUUUGCCCUGUUGUUUGCCUACACUUGUUGGGUACUUGUGUUUUCUGUACUCCGUUCGAGGAGGUGACCAUUGCUAUCACACUA